CGACCGGCUGCCUGUGAACGCACAGGCGCCUCCUCCUCUCGCAACUCGCUCGGCCACAGCUCAGCCACAGCCACAACGCAGCCGCCGCUAGCCGACGCUGACUCUGACGCUGUCGUUGACCAUUCAUGAGAGCGGCCCUGUUCACGGGGUGAUGCAGCUACGGUGGAUCCUGUUGUUGCUGGUGCUGCCGGCGGCGGCGCUGGCGCAGGCGCGCGGCGACAGCCUGCAGACGGCGCUGGACGCGGUGACGCGCCGCCAGAGGGACCUGACGCUGCCCGCGCGGCCCUCCGGCUACUACGCGCUCAGCCAGUACCGCCACCAGGCGGCGCCCGCCACCGACGACGACAUUGCUUUCCUCGACACCGGCAGAGACUUCACAGGUUAUGGACAACCAGAAAAUAUUGGUGCUGGCUACCAAAAGACCAUAUCUUCAGGAGCUGCAGCUUACCCUGCAGUGCUGUCAGAUGUUCCAGUCCAUCCGCCACCAAAUCAGCUAGAAAAUAUGCUACUUGAUUACAUGAAAGAUGCUUACGUAAAAGAUGGUAAUGAUGAAGAAGGAAAUUACUAUCAGUAUGGAAUGGAUACUGAUGCUAAACGCUCACUUUUCAGAGAGAGAGAAAAUGAUGACAGUGGUCAAGAUGUAGAAUAUCAUCAAGUCUUACCUACAUACUAUGACAGCGAAAAUAAGCAAGAAAAUGUUUUACUACCUUCAUUAUUUCGAGAAAGAUUUCUUACUCGGCCAGAAAUUGACCAGGUUGUUGAACUGGAGAAUAUGAGACGCUAUGCAGCAAAAGCCAUAGCAAAGCAACUAGAAACUGAUGAGGAAGAAAAACUGGAGAACAAAAGGAAUAAUGAUGAAGAGGAAGAAUAUCUUUCACUCCUUCGUAAUCUAUGGGAAAAGUAUAAAGAAACGAAACCUCAGCUUCUAGAUUUCGAUGAUCUUACACAAAAUGAUAUUCAGGAAAUACUGUCUUCUUUAAGGAAUGAUAGGUCCAGUUUGCAUAAAAGACAAUAUGGUUAUGGCUCAGGAUUUGAUAUUUUUAAUAAUGCAGGACUUAUGGGUCAGUGGGGAACUGGUUCAAACAAUUUUGCUAAGCGAAAUAAGCAACGUGUUGAAGGUCCUGGCCAGCAGGGAGCGAACUUCUUAUACUCCCUAAAGUUUGUGGCUCCAGAGGUAAACCGUGAAGCAGUUGAAACUCUCAAAGAUAAUGAAGGUAUUGAGCUACCUGAUGAGCGAGAUGAAGAUGUACUGCGUUUAGCAUCAGGAUUUGCAAGAAAUAACCCUGAAGACUUGAUGCAAAUAUAUGGCAGACCAGCUACUAUGGAUGAAAUUUACAGUCCAAAUCAGGAAACGUAUCAAACAUUAUCUUUAGAAACACCAGAUAUUGGUUCCAGAGCAACUUCUACAAAACACUUUUCUUCUCUUGCAAGGGAUGUCAAUGAAUACCAGCAACUUUCACCUCCUAACUAUAUGGUAAUUCCAGAAAGGACUUCAAAUAAGAGAUUCAUCUAUGAAGCUAAAAGGAAACGUUAUCCUGUAACAAAACGCAGCUCAAACUUUUAUGCAAGUCCACCUAUGCUCCAUCACAAGUCAUUCAACUCUGAAGGAAUUAAGGACACUAAUAAGAAGAAAAGUUCUCCUAUAACAGGUGUUACAGACCCAAAGGUCGCCCAGGAAUUAAAUCAAAUAUUCUCAUCAUCUGCUACUCAUGAUGAUUCACCUAAGGCCAGUGAAAAGAAAGUAGAUUCAGGAACUAAUUCAAAGGUGACAACUUCUAAAGACCCAAAAGAUCCAAACCACGAGACAACCACAACUCAUUCAGUCACAACAGUGAGUGUGCAAGAAAAUACCCAAAACAAUGACACAGAAACAGGUACCAAAUCUGCCCAUAACAGAACAUCAGGACCUAGAGAAGAGGGUAAUCAUAAAUCACAUGCCCAUGGAACAUCUUUACAUAUGGAAAAAGAAACUGCAGAACCAAUAACAAUGAGUAAGAUCCAAACACCUUUGGAAAUUAAGAAAAAAUCCAUUGAUUGGUCAGAUUAUUUUGGCAUUGACAGAAGACGUAAGAAAACUGCACCUGAGACUGUAGAGACAAAAGAUGGUGAUGGCAACAUGAUUGAUGAUAAUUGGUUACUAAAUCAAUAUUACAGAACUCUUGCAAUGGUUUCAAAUCCCUUAAAGAAACGAAUGGCAUCACAUGGUCAUGCAAAUUCUCCUAAUAACAAUGACAAUAAAAGAGACACUGGGAAACAACAAGCUUACAGUACAGACAUAUUUUCAAGAAGUUCUCAAAGAGAAGCUACCAAGAAGAGUUUGAAUACAAAAGAAGAUACAAGUAUUGACGACAUGGAUACAAAACUUCGAAAUAUGGAAGACCUCAUUGUAAAUGAAGCAGUAAAGUACACAGGUUCACAUGAGGGAACCCAAGAUCCUAAGGAAAUUCAGGAAAUGAAAGAUAAAAUUAUGUCCCGAUUGGCCGCAGCAUAUAGUCUAGAGAAAAUGAGAUUGGCAUUAGCUGAAUUUAAAUCAAGCCUGCAGGCCCAGAUGAUGUCAAAAUAUAAUCCCGCAAAUCUAAAAUCUUCGUUAUCUAAUGAUAACACUCAGGAAGAGAGUAAAAUGAAGCGAGUGGCUGUGAAAAAGGAAAAAGCUGAAGAUGACAAACAUAAUGACGAUGGUGAUAAAAAGAAAAAGAGAAAUGGUAUUAAAAACGACGCUGAGGAAGAAACAUCAGGUGAAUUUUUAGAUGGACCAGUUGAUGUGGAGCCAAUGUCAGAAGGCUAUAUGGGAAGAUCUUCCGACGAUUAUGAAACUGGUUGCCCUGUUUUGGAUCAAAUCUUACAAAAGUGCAGAAGCAUUGGUUAUGCAUCUGAAGACCAUAACCAAGUUUUUUUGAGUCUGUGCAGCCUACAUCAAAUUUGUAAUAUUUGUGGACCUGAAGUAGGAGCGCCUUCUUCAUCAGCAUGUGACUUAAUGUUCAUCACAGAGGCUGAUUCAAUUUGUGAAGAGGAAAUUAAAUGCCAGAGAAUGUCUCACCGAAUCUUGACACUCCUGCAUAGAGGUCAUCCUAUGGGCAUCACUGGAAUAUCUACAGAUCACUGUUCCAAUGAAUCAUGCCUAGCACAAUAUUUUCUUACAUCACCUUUACCCAACAACCAACCCCGAUAAAUUCAUGACCUGGAAUGUUAAUGUUCUCUAUAAUUUUUCCCCAUAGAGUUACACACAUGAGUUGUGCAAAUGUUGCUCUUGAAGAUUUAGUUUAGUAAAGAGAUUUCUGUAUAUGCGGAAAUCGUAAUAUGUGUUAUAUACCAUAAAAUAUUUACAAGACAAAGUAGUAGGUAGCAAAGCUGCACAAAAUGUAUUAAAGAACUUUUGAAGAAGAAAAUUAUUAUGAUUAUCUCUCCAAAAGUUAAUCAUAAACAAAACACAAGUGGUGUAUUAUGAAAUACAAUUUAUUUAGCAAGUGGCAUAUAGCUGCAAGCAGAAUAAUUAAGUUGUCAAACUGCAUUCUGUGGUAUAUGAAGGCCCUCUUACUUAGAGGAAAAAAUUGUGGACUUGCAUGUAAAUGAAAAAUUGUAAUGUGAUUACCUACACUGAUAGUACUGCAUGAACAUGUAACUGAUGCAGUAAAAUAUAUGUCAAUGAAGUAUGCUUUACAACAGAAGUGUAAAAUUAAACUAAUGCCACUAACUACAGUCAUGUGGAGCACUAUCUUCCACAACAAUGGAAAUGAGCAGCAGGAUUCAUGUGUAGUAACCUCUAUACUUUGUCUAAUACCUCUCCUGAAAUUGUACACUGAUUGACAAUUGUGUCUGUUAAUUUUCUCUUUUGUAUGUUGUUUUGUUAAUAACAGCACUAGUAUUAAAGAGAAACUGCUUCUUACAGCUUCUAAAUACUGAAAAGCAUUGUUGAAGAACCCAGGGUUUUAAUGCCGUUUAAUCAGUGUUUCGUUAAUGGAGUUUAAAUUGUAUUAUGUUUUUUUUUUGUUAAUUUCCUCCCACUUCUUUUUGUAUGUUGGUUUGAGAAUUUUUUAUGGAAGAAUGAAAAGCUUCAUAAUUUAAUUCAUCAAAUUUAUGACAUUUAAAUAUAUGUAAGGACUUUUAUUAUUGUCUUGUGAAUAAAAAUAUUCAUUAUAUCCUUAACAGACCUAUGUGGAUGUAUUAAAAAAUGGUUGAUUGAUAGAUACAUCUUAUUUUAUUUUAUUUUCAGUUUUAUUUUUACUUAAGUGGUUCAUCUUGCUUUGAAAAAUAGAUGCAUGAUACAUUGCCUAUUUCCUCAAUUGAGUUAUCAAUGUACAUGAUAUAUAAUCAUAACAUUUGUACCAAAACACAAUCAGUGCACAGCUGAUGAAUUGUGAUGGAUAUAAUAUUUGUAAGAUGACAGAAAUGAAAAAAUAUAUAUAUACUUUGGUAAAUGAUUAAAAUUAAAAUCAUAAAUGAAAUCUGUGCCCUGUUACAGCUGUCUGUAAUGUACCAUGAUGCAAGAGAUGAGGCUUAUAAUUAUGUGAUGCUCUGAGCCCAAUAAAAAUGAAGUUAAGUACUUAUCAAUUCUAAUGUGGUCCAUCUGCCUAGAAGAUACAGCUUAUGACAGCUGAAGAUGGAAUGAUAUCCUACAUGUGCAAGUGUUAUCACCCUGUUUCAACCCUGAAAAUAUACUUCUAUGACAAUAAGUCGUUUCUGAGAAGAAAUAAAUAUAAUUUUGAAGCAA
Schistocerca cancellata (South American locust) is the source of this 4708-nucleotide messenger RNA. RefSeq lists its product as uncharacterized. The record is from RefSeq and is a predicted model, not a curated record. The transcript has 5 exons. NCBI's taxonomy places the organism in Eukaryota, Metazoa, Arthropoda, Insecta, Orthoptera, Acrididae. Bases 152 to 3169 code for a protein of 1005 amino acids.